AUGGGUCAAGACGACGAGCCUAAGACCUACCGCUACAACGAGACCCCGGUGUACACGGCCUCCAAUGGAUGUCCGGUCAUGGACCCCCAGGCCGCCCAGCGCGUGGGCCCCAAUGGCCCUCUGCUCCUGCAGGACUUCCACCUAAUCGAUCUGCUGGCACACUUUGACCGUGAGCGUAUUCCUGAGCGAGUGGUGCACGCCAAGGGUGCUGGCGCUUACGGCGAGUUCGAGGUCACCGACGACAUCAGCGAUAUCACCACGGUUGAUAUGCUCAAGGGCGUUGGCAAGAAGACCAAGAUGCUGACCCGCUUCUCUACUGUCGGUGGCGAGAAGGGCUCCCCCGACAGUGCCCGUGACCCGCGCGGGUUCGCUAUCAAGUUCUACACCGAAGAGGGAAACUGGGACUGGGUGUUCAACAACACCCCGGUAUUCUUCUUGCGCGACCCGGCCAAGUUCCCCGUCUUCAUUCACACGCAAAAGCGUAACCCGCAGACCAACCUCAAGGAUGCCACCAUGUUCUGGGACUACCUGUCGACACACCAGGAAGCCGUGCACCAGGUGAUGCACCUCUUCAGUGACCGCGGCACUCCCUACUCCUACCGCCACAUGAACGCCUAUUCAGGCCACACCUACAAGUGGAUCAAGCCGGAUGGCACCUUCAACUACGUGCAGAUCCACUGCAAGACGGACCAGGGCAACAAGACCUUCACCAACGAAGAAGCCACCAAGCUCUCCGCCGAGAACCCAGACUGGCACACUCAGGACCUCUUCGACGCCAUCGCACGCGGCGAGAACCCCUCUUGGACAUGCUACGUGCAAGUCCUGAGCCCAGAACAAGCCGAGAAGUUCCGCUGGAGCGUCUUUGACCUGACAAAGGUCUGGCCACAGAGUGAGGUGCCCCUGCGACGCUUUGGUCGGUUCACCCUGAACAAAAACCCGCAGAACUACUUCGCCGAGAUCGAGCAGGCAGCCUUCUCACCUUCACACAUGGUCCCCGGCGUCGAAGCCUCUGCCGACCCGGUUCUGCAGUCCCGUCUCUUUUCCUACCCAGACACCCACCGCCACCGUCUGGGAGGCAACUACGAGCAAAUCCCCGUCAACUGCCCCCUACGCUCAUUCAGUCCCUGGCACCGCGACGGCGCCAUGAACGUCCACGGAAACUACGGCGCUAACCCUAACUACCCUUCGACUUUCCGUCCCCUGGCGUACAAGCCCGUCAAGGCUAGCCAGGAGCACGAGAAAUGGACUGGUGCUGUCCUUGCGGAGCAGAUCCCCGUUAGUGAUGAGGACUUUGUCCAGGCUGAUGGUCUGUGGCAAGUCCUCGGCCGCACGCCUGGCCAGCAGGAGAACUUCGUUAAGAACAUCUCCGGUCACCUGUGUGGUGCUCAUGAGCGUGUUCGUAAGGCGACUUAUGGCAUGUUCCGUCGGGUGAACCAGGAUCUCGGUGCUCGUAUUGAGACUGCUACCGAGGCCAAUGUUGCUCCGUUGGCGCGUUUGUAG
This is a messenger RNA of Penicillium cinerascens, 1500 nucleotides long. Its product is annotated as catalase. Gene Ontology annotation, molecular function: heme binding; catalase activity. NCBI's taxonomy places the organism in Eukaryota, Fungi, Ascomycota, Eurotiomycetes, Eurotiales, Aspergillaceae. The record is from RefSeq and is a predicted model, not a curated record. Gene Ontology annotation, biological process: response to hydrogen peroxide; hydrogen peroxide catabolic process. The transcript has 4 exons. Bases 1 to 1500 code for a protein of 499 amino acids. Gene Ontology annotation, cellular component: peroxisome; cytoplasm; mitochondrion.